Nilaparvata lugens (brown planthopper) is the source of this 1583-nucleotide messenger RNA. RefSeq names its product keratin, ultra high-sulfur matrix protein-like. NCBI's taxonomy places the organism in Eukaryota, Metazoa, Arthropoda, Insecta, Hemiptera, Delphacidae. The transcript has 2 exons. The record is from RefSeq and is a predicted model, not a curated record. Bases 990 to 1550 code for a protein of 186 amino acids.
CGUUUAUAAUUAUUUUAUCAUUUGUUUAUAUUAUUUUACAACAUGCUGCUUUCAUAGAUUACAGUGUUAUUAUAGAAUUAUACAAAUAAGGCUGUUAUGAUUUAAUAUCGUGUUGUUAUUUGAGAACAAAUGCUUAUUUUAUAUAUAAUUUAUACACGAAGAGUUCAAGGGUACAUCAUCAGCAAAUAAAUUCAAUAAACUAGGAUCAUAAAUUGAUAUUAGAGUUGUAAAUAUAUAGAUAAACGCGUUUAAUUUCAUAUAUGCAGCAUACAUCACUUAAUACUGUCAUUUAAUAUACUUUGCUGAUUGAUAAGGUCAUUCAAGAACACGGUUUUAAUAUAACUGUCCUGUACCUAUUUAUGAAUAGUAAACUAUUCAUUGUGAACAUCUUAGACCUUAAAUGUAUAAUUUUUCUUACAACAGUCAAACUAUUAGAUUAACAUUUUAAAACAUGUAUUGUAAAAAGCGCUCACUUAGGCUAUACUUCCUUUUAAAUAGGUAGGUUUAUCACAUCAGUGUUGACGACGUAUCAAUACUUUUUGACCACAGGAGCAGGGUCACCCAACGGGUAGGGCGACCGGGGCCGUUUAAUUGUAAUUAUUAUUAUUAAUCCCUCUCAUCCAUUUUCGUACUACACUGGGAUCCAGUACUGGCAUGGCUGGGAAAAUACGUCGACAUGUCAUUUUAAUCUCGCUGGCGUUUUGUGCCCUUUUCAUUUGUGGGAUGCCCUCCCUCACGACUUGUGGCGUCUCAUCAGGUGCGAUGCCCUGCCUGACGUCUUGAAACGUGAUUUUUAGGUUCCAGUUCCACUUCUAUGGUCUAUUUCUCAACCCAUUAUUAUUUCUCAAUAACAGGCACUACUAAAAAUAAAAUCACGUAUAUCAUUAUUUGAGGAAAAUUAUUUAAAUCAUAGUUAGGGAUGUCAAUUUAUCAAUUGACUUUUGCAUCUACAACCUUCAAGAGGAAAAUGAUCUAAAUCAUAGUUAGGGAUGUCAAUUUAUCAAUUGUUUGUAUUAUUUUACAACAAUUUACUGACGUCUAGUGGCGUCUCAUCAGGUAUGAUGCCCUACCUGACGUAUUCUGGUGGGAAAACACGUCAGAACGUGAUUUUUAAGUCCCUGGAGUUGUGUGGCGUCUCAUCAGAUGCGAUGCCCUCCCUGACGUCUUGUGGCGUAUCCAGUUGUGGGAAGCCCUCCCCGACGUCUUGUGGCGCCUCCAGUUUUGGGAUGCCCUCCCCGACGUCUUGUGGCGCCUCCAGUUUUGGGAUGCCCUCCCUGACGUCUUGUGGCGUCUCCAGUUGUGGGAUGCCCUCCCCGACGUCUUGUGGCGUCUCCAGUUGUAGGAUGACCUCCCCGACGUCUUGUGGCGCCUCCAGUUUUGGUAUGCCCUCCCCGACGUCUUGUGGCGUCUCCAGUUGUGGGAUGACCUCCCCGACGUCUUGUAGCGCCUCCAGUUUUGGGAUGCCCUCCCUGAUGUCUUGUGGCGUCUCAACAGGUGGUGGGAUGGUGCCGAUUCUGUUGUCAGGGAAGACAAUGUUAAUAAAAUCCUGAAAAUCUUCCACGAGAUUAUUGUUGGCGACCUCU